This is a messenger RNA of Anopheles marshallii, 3111 nucleotides long. RefSeq names its product nuclear valosin-containing protein-like (gene smid). Gene Ontology annotation, molecular function: preribosome binding; RNA binding; ATP hydrolysis activity. The transcript has 7 exons. NCBI's taxonomy places the organism in Eukaryota, Metazoa, Arthropoda, Insecta, Diptera, Culicidae. Bases 1 to 3111 code for a protein of 1036 amino acids. Gene Ontology annotation, cellular component: nucleus. Gene Ontology annotation, biological process: ribosome biogenesis. The record is from RefSeq and is a predicted model, not a curated record.
AUGCAUCGAAAAACUUCACCAUUUCCGUACGAUCCGAUGAUAAUUCCCCGAGUAAAACAGUAUCUCGAGGAAAAUGUGCACCAAACGUAUGUGGACACGGGAGUGAUGGCCCGGGAGCUACAGCAACGUUACCGCGAAUACCAUCGUCGCAAAACGAAUCCAUUCCGGUUGCUGGUGGAAGAGGCGUACCGUACCGUGUUGCACAGCUACGGGCUAGAUAGUAAUGCCACCUCGGAAGCAGAGGAUGAGGCUGGCUCAGAUGUGGAACUGAUGGAUGAGGGAAUGGAGCGAAACCAAAUGAGCAACACACUCACCAAUAUGUACAUGAACAAUCGGAACCGUGCCGCACCCUCACAGGCAGUUCCACCGGAUCAGUCUGGAAAUGGAGCGGAUGGCGUUGCCAUUGACAUCAUAAGCAGCGAUGAGGAAAACGGAGGCACAACAAAUGCUGCCGAAGCUGCUGCAGGAGGUGAAUCUAACUACGUUCAAAAAUUCGUAGCACAAAACAAGCACGUAACGGUGACGAAGCUUACCCGGGUGAACAAAGCACGGGAAGAUGAUUCUAGCAACGGUAGCGUUGAAAGCGGUGUAAAUGCGUCUGAAAAAAGUCAACCCGAGUCCAAGCGUCGCCGAUUGGAAAUGGCCAAUGCGCGCGGACCGAUGCAAAACUUCACUAACGGACAGAUGAAUCGGGCGACGAAACCGAAUGAUGUGAGCAAGCAACCAAACAAAGCAGAUCAAACUAAUCAAACUACCGGUACACCAGCUACAGCAGCGUCCGGUCAACGUAUGAGAAAGUUCCGCAAAGAAGUGGUAUCUCGCAUGAGUGACAUUACCUUCCAAGAUGUCGGUGGAAUGGAUAAAAUAUUGAAACAUCUCUGCGAGCUUCUGCUGCACGUGAAGCAUCCGGAAAUAUAUCGAUAUAUUGGAUUACCACCACCGCGAGGGUUCCUUCUGCACGGUCCACCAGGUUCUGGGAAAACGCUUCUGGCUAGAGCUAUUGCCGGGCAACUAAACGUCUGCCUAAUCGAAAUACCAGCCACAGAACUCGUUGCCGGUGUGUCCGGUGAAUCGGAAGAAAGAAUCAGAGAUGUAUUUGAGCAGGCCGCCUCACUGGCACCGUGCGUACUAUUCAUCGACGAAAUUGAUGCCAUCUCUUCGAACCGCAUCAACGCACAGAAGGACAUGGAACGGCGCAUUGUUGCACAACUGCUAAGCAGCAUGGAUGCGCUCGGAACGCAAGAUGGCGGCGAAGGAGUAAUCGUGAUCGGUGCCACCAACCGAGCCGAUGCGCUCGAUCCGGCACUGCGACGUAUCGGACGUUUUGAUCAAGAGAUAUCACUAGGCAUUCCGGACCGGACGGCACGAACACAAAUUUUGCGUAUCAUCUGCCGGAAGCUAAAGAUCGGCGAUACGAUUGAUUACGGCGAGUUGGCAAAGCUAACGCCUGGUUACGUUGGUGCUGAUUUGUUAGCACUUGCUACGCGCGCUGCUAAUAAUGCCAUCAAGCGACUUUUUACCAAACAGGAAUGGAAAAUGUUGGAGAAGGUAACGGCAGAAAGCACGGACGAGGACGUAGUGGCCAUAGACGAUGAACCGGAUGAGGUAGUAAAUUUGGACGAUGAAAAAGACGAUCCAAAGGAAGCAGAAAUCAAACCACAAGAGGACACGGGCAAUAUGGAUGUUCCUAAGGCCGUCGAAAGCACCAGUGAGGAAUCGAAGACCGAAACCGAACAGGGUGUUGCUGCUGCUGAUUCGACACAAGUUACCGAACCGGCAGUGGAUGUUUCACAGCCUGAGGUAGCUCAAGAGAAGGAAUCUACCAGUGAGACGAGUGCUGAAAAGAUGGAUUUGGAUGCGGAACAAAUACCUACGGCUUCUACCGAAGCCACUGUAAAGGAAGGUGAAAAUGUGGAGACCGUUGAACAGGAAGACCGUCAAAUGGCAGAUGAAUCGAACGAUAAUCAAAGCGCAUCAAUCGAGGAACCCACCGUGCAACCAGCAGUGGUAGAAUCGACUGUGGAAGCGGACAGUGUUAUUCCACCGAAAGUCGACUCACAGCAGGAACUCACUCUCGAGCAGAUGCUGCAGUUACUGCUUAAUCAACAAAAUGCUCUGCCGGCGGCGGACCUGGAGGGACUAUGUAUCGAGCGGGAUGAUUUUAUGGAGUCAUUGAAAACCGUUCAACCCUCGGCGAAGCGUGAAGGGUUCAUCACCGUACCGGACGUAACGUGGAACGAUAUCGGUUCGCUGGGUGACAUCCGGGAGGAGCUAAAGCUAGCCAUACUGGCACCGGUCAAGUUCCCGCAGCGCUUGAAACUGCUUGGCCUAAACGCACCUUCCGGUGUGUUGCUGUGCGGUCCUCCGGGAUGUGGUAAAACCUUACUUGCCAAAGCGGUCGCUAAUGAGGCUGGAAUAAACUUCAUAUCUGUCAAGGGACCGGAACUGUUGAAUAUGUACGUCGGUGAAUCGGAACGUGCCGUACGGCAAUGUUUCCAGCGUGCACGAAAUUCCGCACCAUGCGUCAUAUUCUUUGACGAAUUCGACUCGCUCUGCCCAAAACGAUCAGAUACGGCCGAAAGUAGUGCGGGUUCGCGCGUCGUCAACCAGCUGCUAACGGAGAUGGACGGCAUUGAGGAGCGGAAGGGUGUGUUUUUGAUGGCGGCCACCAACCGACCCGAUAUCGUUGAUCCGGCCGUGCUGCGUCCGGGCCGUUUGGAUAAGAUACUGUACGUGGGACUGCCGGCGCAGGACGAUCGGGUAGAUAUAUUGCGCGCGUUAACAAAGAACCGCACCCAACCACCGUUGGCCGAUGAUGUGGAGUUUGAGAAGGUGGCCGAGCUAACCGAAGGAUUUACUGGUGCGGAUUUGGCCGGACUUGUGCGGCAGGCUUCGCUACAGACGCUAAAGGACUCUAUAAUGGCUAGCGGUGAUGAGGAGCGUGUCGGUGAGAGUGGCCAGCAACAGAUUGACGAAGAGCUGAACAAUAUGGUGGUUCGUUUUGAACAUUUCACUCAGGCGAUACGAAACACAAAACCAUCGGUGAACGCAGAGGACAAAAAACACUACGAGAAGUUACGCCUCAAGUAUGGGGUUAAUGUGAUGGUUUAA